This is a messenger RNA of Parastagonospora nodorum SN15, 132 nucleotides long. RefSeq lists its product as hypothetical. The record is from RefSeq and is a predicted model, not a curated record. Lineage: Eukaryota; Fungi; Ascomycota; Dothideomycetes; Pleosporales; Phaeosphaeriaceae. The coding region runs from base 1 to 132 and encodes 43 amino acids. The transcript is spliced from 2 exons.
AUGGCAUUUUCUAGGCGUCUAAAUACAACGUUUUUGAGUUCACAAAGGCAGCGGAAAAACUUUGGAGAUGAUGGAACUCCUCUAGAUAGACGUCCUGAAGGAGGGACUAUGCCUGGAAAGAUGCAAAUGUGA